GUUGCUCCAUUCGCCCUGCGGCUGGAGUUGCGGCUAUACCCUCCAGGAGCGCCGCAUCUACAACCCAGCAGACGAAGUUUACCUCAGGCUCUCGCGGAUAUUUCCCGUCGACUUUGUUUUCCUAUCUGUGGUCGUGUUGUACAUCUUCGCAGCCACCCUUUUCGGAAUCGUCGCUCUGGACAUCCGGCUUCUGUGCAUCAGCGUCUACACUCUGCGAGCGCGGAAAUCCGCUCCGCAAGCGUUGCUUGUGAUGUGCAAUGCCAUGGCUUACAUCCUCCUGGCAUUGUGUGUCGCGCUCCUGACGAUCGCGCCCGACUACACAGCUUUCGGCUCCCAGACGCGGCCAUCAGGUGGCGCCAGUGGCUCAGAGAGGUGUUCUCUGGCUCAGAGCGAGCAGAAGUGCCAGGUGUCCGUGAUUGCGAAGUUCUUCACGCGCAUCGCUUUGGCCAUGCCCAUCUUUUCCAUCGCCUACUUCCUUGCGAAUUGGGCAUUCAUCGCCGUGUUUAUGCUGGUAUUUACCAGAGGUUUGUUCUUCCAGCGGCGGCAACCCUUCCUGGACACUGCGACGGACUGUGAUGAGGAGGAGCUGGGCUUACUGGCUUUUUCCUGA
Messenger RNA from Symbiodinium sp. CCMP2456, 610 nucleotides. The record is from the annotation of a GenBank genome assembly. NCBI's taxonomy places the organism in Eukaryota, Dinophyceae, Suessiales, Symbiodiniaceae.